Molecule: messenger RNA, 2770 nt
Organism: Siniperca chuatsi (mandarin fish)
Lineage: Eukaryota; Metazoa; Chordata; Actinopteri; Centrarchiformes; Sinipercidae
Gene: ccnc
Product: cyclin C
Exons: 12
Coding region: 132-983 (283 amino acids)
Biological process (GO): positive regulation of transcription by RNA polymerase II
Cellular component (GO): mediator complex; nucleus
Molecular function (GO): cyclin-dependent protein serine/threonine kinase regulator activity
Source: RefSeq, a predicted model, not a curated record
UUUAUCCUUCCGGAGGGUUUUCAGGUUACUCCACUGUCUGCUUAGCAAAACUACUUUGGCUGUGCUGUCCACUUCUUUGUAGGAAAGGAACAUCAAUUUAAAGUGAGCUUCUCUACCUCAAUUGCUACGAUAUGGCGGGAAACUUCUGGCAAAGUUCUCAUUAUCUGCAAUGGGUUCUGGACAAGCAGGACCUGAUGAAAGAGCGCCAGAAGGAUCUGAAGUUUCUUUCAGAAGAGGAGUACUGGAAGCUGCAGAUUUUCUUUGCUAAUGUGAUCCAGGCUUUGGGGGAACACCUGAAGCUCCGACAGCAGGUCAUUGCUACUGCAACUGUCUACUUCAAACGCUUCUAUGCCAGGUAUUCCCUGAAAAGUAUAGAUCCGGUCCUCAUGGCUCCGACCUGUGUUUUCCUGGCUUCUAAAGUUGAGGAAUUUGGUGUUGUGUCCAAUACCAGACUGAUCUCUGCAGCAACAUCUGUGUUGAAAACAAGGUUUUCCUAUGCCUUUCCAAAGGAGUUCCCUUACAGAAUGAAUCAUAUAUUAGAAUGUGAGUUCUACCUCCUGGAGUUGAUGGACUGCUGCCUGAUAGUGUACCACCCCUACAGACCACUGUUGCAGUAUGUGCAGGAUAUGGGACAGGAGGACAUGCUGCUGCCCCUGGCCUGGCGAAUAGUGAAUGACACAUACAGGACAGAUCUGUGUCUGCUCUACCCUCCUUUCAUGAUUGCCUUGGCUUGUUUGCAUGUCGCCUGUGUGGUACAGCAGAAAGAUGCCAGGCAGUGGUUUGCAGAGCUCUCUGUUGACAUGGACAAAAUCCUGGAGAUUAUCCGAGUCAUUCUGAAGCUCUACGACCAGUGGAAAAACUUUGAUGACAGAAAGGAGAUAGCUGCCGUGCUAAACAAGAUGCCUAAGCCCAAACCUCCUCCUAACAGUGAGAGCGACCAGAGCUCCAAUGGGAACCAAAGCAACUCCUACAGCCAGUCUUAGCGUGGCGUCUCUAUUUCCAUGGGUAUCCAUAAUGUUGAUGUAGAGAGGGGCGGAUCUUUUUUAAAUGUCACACAGCACGACCUUUGUGGUGUCAGCUGAAAAAAAAAAAAAUCACAUUUCAGCCGACCAAGCUGCCCUUUGGCUUCGACAGACACCCCCAACAAACUCUUGAGAGCCAUGUCUUCACUUUCCCUGUCUCUGAUCAUUAUGGGUUUAUGGACUGAGCGAGCGGCCACUGAAAUCCCUGCAGUGAAGAGACCAUUGGUGACAGCAGUUUUGUCAUCUCGAUGAGGCUCUGUACUCUGCUCCAGACUUGAAAUGAACUAAAACUGAGGAACAUUUGGGGGGAAAGAGGGGGAAACUGAUAGAACACGUGAUUGUUCAGUAGAAACCUGUUUUAAUGUCAUUGCGAUGAUCCUGACAUCCUUGAACAGCCCAGAGGAGCCAGUCCUUUCGUGUGGAGCUCCAUGGGAUUGGAGAAAACUUUAUCACAAGUACUGUGUGUGUGUGGGUGUGUGUGCGUGCGUGUGUGUACACAACAUGUGAGUGGCCAGUCUGGGUGGGUUUUCAUUCCUCAGGGAUCUUUUCUGUUAAACGAUAUGAUCCUGUGCUGUUAGAGAGUGGAUCUCAUUUCAUAUCACCCUGUGCAACUGUGAUGUGAUUGGAUAACCCCUGCCCUGUGAGGUCUGUGCUGGUUGAUCAUGAACCUUGGCAGGAAAAAUCCCAAGAGAGGCUCCUCUUUAUGUUAGAAAUUAACUCUUUGAAUAAAAGAAUUUACUGUUUUGAAUCAUGACAACUCCACCUCCUCCCUCCCAUUCCCGCUUCCCUUUUGUACAUAGCCUUACAUUUCCAUUCAUGUAUUCAUGUCUUUUCUCAAUUAAGGAAACUUAAUGGAAAUCAUGUGCUGGUUUCGCUUUCAUACUUGUGCUUCAGAUGAAAGUGCCCGUUUGUUUCGCUGUCAUGAUUCUGUUUGCCUGCUGCAAAGCUUAUUCUUCAUUUUAUUGGCAUUCUUUUUUUCAUUUAUUCUGCUUUAGUUGUAAAAUUGUAUUGUCUAAAGGUGUUUUUUGUAAAAUGUUUGUUUUUAAGUUGUCAAGGAAAGGCUAAUUUAGCGUAAACGCAAAUUCCAGUCGUUCUAGAUUUGUCUGCAAAGUUUUGGUUGUACAUUCUUCUUUUUAAUCUACCUUCUACCAUCUAUGUAAUCACAGAAUUGUGGCAAUAUGUGUGCAUAUACCUGUUAGAUGUGUCUAUAUUUUUGUGAUGUAAUACAGUGGGAGGGGUGUGUGGCUGUACUCAAAACAAGGUGCUUGAAAGCCUUACAAAAUAAAAGCUGCUGGUUACAGAGGAAACCCUUCAUAAAAGCACAUUGUCCCAUUCAAGCGGACUGUAAAAUGUAUUUUAGGGGUGGAUUUUGUUGCACUGCUUGGAUGCAUCUUUCUCAAUGGCUUCCUGUACACCAAAUUUGUCAUUAUUGGAAAAACAAAGGUACAAAAACAUGGUGGCCACUUGCACGUCACUUUCUCAUACUGAGUAAUAGAGACACAAGUGAGAUGGAGAAGCCACUGAGGCAAGUUCGAUGCAGCCCCUGUCUUCUUUGCCUUCUGGCGUUUUCCUCUCCUUCAGCAGGCUCCAUCUGUUCCAUGACUGUUCACAUGAACGGGCGUGAAAAUAAAAGGGCUUCACCCCACUUAAAUAUUCCUACUAGUUCUGGUAAGAACAUUUCCCAAUAUUGUUUUAUUACUUGAAAGUCUCAUUUAUGGAGAAAUAAAAUGUAUGGUGUGCAAAACAAA